Messenger RNA from Porites evermanni, 327 nucleotides. Lineage: Eukaryota; Metazoa; Cnidaria; Anthozoa; Scleractinia; Poritidae. The record is from the annotation of a GenBank genome assembly.
AUGAGGAAGUCUUCCGAGAUUCAUGCGCCAGGCUUGUUUGAUGUCCUCCUCAGUUCAAUUCUUAGAGAUGACUCCAGGCUGUCAGAAGACAGGAAAACACUGCAGGAGCAAAGAACAGAUGCUCUUCUCCAUAUUAAACAUAUUUUAGGUAUCUGGCAAAGAAUGAAAUAGAAAACAAUGCUGACCUCUAAUGAGAUCGUGUGGUCAAAAAAAUAUUUAUAUUAAUUUGCUGUUCAUCUUUGUCUAGGUCCCAAAAGUCAUGUCCCUUGUAAAAAGACCUGGGUCUGCAGUAUAUGCACCAACAUGGCCUUUCAACAUCUGGCUUGA